Molecule: messenger RNA, 943 nt
Organism: Macrobrachium nipponense
Lineage: Eukaryota; Metazoa; Arthropoda; Malacostraca; Decapoda; Palaemonidae
Exons: 2
Coding region: 240-776 (178 amino acids)
Source: RefSeq, a predicted model, not a curated record
AGAUAAAAUUUUUCUUUGCCGUAAAGUUGUAAGAUAAAAUAAAUUUUUUUUUGCUUCAUUGAUUGUGAUAAAUCUAGAACAAUAAAGAUAUUGUCAUUCAGUUCACAAAGUGCAGUGGUGUGAAUAAGGAAUAACGGCAUACACUAAUGUUAAUGUUUUUCCAGAUUGAAGGAAGGAAACACUAAGAAAUAAGAUUAGAUAGGAUAUCUAGGAAUCGCAAUAAGGAAGACAGACUCAGUAUGAAGAUAAUGAAAUGGAUUUCACUAUGGCUCAUGGUGAGCGAUAUCUGCAUCUCCCUCUUGCAAAUCAAGAAGGGAGCAAUCCUAAAAGAACAUGGUCAUGUGAAGAUGAUACACGACAUAGCGGUUGUAACCAUCAACAUUACAACAGUACACGAACAGCAACAAGAGCUAAAUGGUUUAAUGGAAAACAUUGAAAGUCUCAUGUCUAAUAACCAGAACAAUUCUAUUUUAUUUAAGCUUAGAGAAGAUAUUAGUCAAGUGUUACCCAAGAGGAUUAACAAAAGAUCAUUAUUGCCGUUUAUUGGCACAGCCUUAAACACUUUGUUUGGUGUAGCUACUGAUGGUGAUGUAGAUAAAGAUAGGGCUAGAAUAGAAAAAUUAGAGUUAUGGGCCGCGGAACGAGGUACCAUCAUGACUAAGGUCAUUGAUGCAACUAACAAGAACCAGAAUUUGAUUGUUAAACUAAAGGACUUUGUAAACAAUAUGGCUCAGAAUAUUACUACAAUAUGGCUCAGAAUAUUACUACAGAGAUAAAUGACUUAAACAAGUCACAGUAUGUAACUAAGUUAUUAUUUGAAACAGAAACCUUUUUGUUGAAUCAUAAGGAACUGUUAAAUGCAGUAAUGUUAGCCGCUAAAAACAUUUUAUCACCAUACCUCAUCAGUCCUAGUGAGUUGCACCUUGUAAUUGAAAAAUGUAUG